Daldinia childiae is the source of this 3423-nucleotide messenger RNA. RefSeq names its product Golgin IMH1. Lineage: Eukaryota; Fungi; Ascomycota; Sordariomycetes; Xylariales; Hypoxylaceae. The coding region runs from base 1 to 3423 and encodes 1140 amino acids. Gene Ontology annotation, cellular component: Golgi apparatus. The transcript is spliced from 4 exons. The record is from RefSeq and is a predicted model, not a curated record.
AUGUUUUCUAGAAUAAAAGGUGCUAUUGACCGCAGCAUCGCUGAAGAGCAAGCUCGUCAGAAAGCACUCACCGAGCAAAGAUCUAAUACCAGUUCCCCUUCCGCCCCUGGUCAACGCCCACGAUCGGUUUCGAGAACAAAUAGCACCAACUCUUCUGCUAGAAGGAAGAUCAAGAAGCCGAGCCAAGAUAAUUCAAAUGGUGACAGCGCUGCGAACACCGACCCCGCUGUUUUUGAGGCCGCCUUCGUACUUGACGACGAUGAUAUCGAAAAUGGCCCUACCCAGCCGGAGGUGCCAGAGAAGACGAUAGGGGGGACUCCAUCGGGUAAUGAAAAGGAUGAAAGCGCAACCGAACGAAAUGGCGAGACAAAAGACCAUAUUGGCAAUGGAGAAGAUGAUAAUCCCAAAGCAAGCCUGCCUACUGCACCGGCAGAACUCCCACCACACGUAAGGAGCAAGCUUAGGAAACUCGAGAAGUUAGAAGCUACAUAUCCAGAACUGUUACGGUCGUAUAGAAUCGCACAUGGACGGGCCACGUCUAUCGAACCGUUUGAACGGGCCCUACGCGAGAAUACGCCCUUGACUACCAUCAAAGACCCAGCAGCCCUCGUCGAGUACCUUAACCAGUUAAACCUGAAGGGUGAUAUGGUUAUGGAGGAGUUCAAGCGCGUUUCGGCCGAGAAGGAUAGCUUUAAAAAGAAGUUUGAAGAAGCCGACAAGGAAUUGGGCACCCUUAGAGACGAACUUGUCACUCUCAAAGCCGCCAAGGCCGAAGAGGCACCAAUACGGACAGAUAACCAGGCAGGAAGUACGCCAGAAGACAAAAGGGUUGCCGAGGAUACGAAACAAGCUACGUCGCCUUCUGCGAGCAAAUCGCCUGUAUCAUCUAUCUUAGGUGUCUUUUCCCCAAGGCAAAAACCUGUAGCUAUCGAGGAAUCUAAGGAUUUGAGCGAGGAUAUGUUUUCCUACGACGAGGAAAUCCCUCAACUUCAAGCCGAGGUCGCGUCGAAGUCUGAGGAGAUCGCUAAGCUUACGUCUGAGAUCAGUAAUCUAAAAGAAGAGCUAACAGUAGCUAAAGAGAAUAGUGCUGGCUUGGUAGAAAGUCUCGAAAAGGCUACGCGGGAAUUAAGUGAUACUCGGGACGAUGUUGCUACUCGGGAAUCUAUGCAGACACAACUGGACGCAAGGAAUGCAGAGAUUAGCGCACUAACCGAAAAGCUCGAGCAGACUCGAUCGGCGUUGCGAAGCUUAGAAGUCAAUCUCGAGGACGAAAAGUCGAAGGCAGCAUCUACGAUAAAGGAGAAGGAUACGAUUCUUCAGGCUUCUAAUACUAAGAAUACAGAGUCUGAUGAGGGGCUCAAAAAGUUAAAUGAAGCAAAAUCCCAGUUAGAGAUGAAAAUCCGAGAUCUAACUGGCGAAAUUGACUCGCUGAAGAAGGCAAAAGCUGAAAGUGAUGAGAAGAUUGGGCAGCUAAACAAACAAAUCCAAUCUGCCGUCCAACCUCGUUCGCCUACACCAAACUCACUAGGAGUUGCUGCGCCUACGGCUGGCGGUUCAAAGAAGAAAAAUAAGAAGAAGAAGAAAGGCGGUGCUUCCACCGACACCCCGGAAGUUGCUGCAAACGAAACAUCAGAUCCUGUUCAGCCAUCCGUCCUCGAGAGUCCAGGGACAGAGGCUCUCGAAAUUGAAGUUUCGAAGUUGAGAGAUGAGAUCUCCCAAAAGAAUACCCAAAUCGAGCGUUUAUCGAAACAGAGGAAAACCGAGGAAGACCUCAAGGAGGAGAUUGAAAACAUGCAGGAAAGCCUGCUUAACAUAGGACACGACCAUGUUGAAGCUAAGGAGAGAAUCAAGAGCCUGGAGUCUGAAAAAAUAGAGCUGACGUCUCGAAUCUCCGAGCUGGAGAAAGAGAUUGCUGCGUUUACGUCUGACACUAAAGCGAGCUCCAAGUUACAGGCGGAAUUUGAUUCUAUGAAAGCCGAAUUUGACGAGUUGAGGAUCAAAUCCCAAACUCUGCAGUCAGAUUUAGGUGCUGCUCAGCAACUAGCUCAAAGUCGCUACAAAGACCUCACGGACUUACGCGAAGUCCUAACUAAGGCCCAACCUGAGCUUAGAAGUUUACGCCAAGAAUCUGCAGCGCUGAAAAUAACCAAGGAAGAGUUAGCUUCUAAGCAGGGCGAGCUCCGUACUCUCGAAAAACGUGAGAAGGAUCUUAAAAGUGAGGUUGCAAGAGCUCAGCGCCUAGCAUCCGACCGUGAAACUGAAAUCAAGCUGCUCAACGACAAAUUGGCCGCUGAAAAGUCGUCCCGGGCUAAGCUUGAAGAUGAGAAACGUGUCGCUGGUAGAGACUAUCGCCGUGCAGAGGCCGAGAAGAUAGAAUUAUCCGCAAAAGCCGAAAAGGCUGGUCGUGAGCUAGAGUCCCUUCAGUCGGAACUCUCUACACUCCGCCCGAAAGUAAAACAACUUGAAGACGAAAUUACGAAGUUAAAGAAAGAGAAAGUUGCCACUCGAGAGGAAAUGGAGCUGAAGGUACAACAGUUCAACAAUGCUCAGGGCCUUCUUAGUUCUAUGCGCGAUCAAACAGCCGAGCUGUCGAUCCAGCUUAAGGAAGCGCAAAGCCAGACGGAGAGUCUCGAAGAAGAAUUGGCGGAAGUUCAGAAGCACCUCUCCGAGAGGACACGCGAGGGCGAAACAAUGCGUCGGAUGUUAGCUGACGUCGAUGAGCGAGCGGACGCGAAAAUACGAGACAUGCGUGCCAGGAUGGAGGCAGCUGUUGAGGAACGCGAUCGUAUCGAAGAUGAAUUAUCCACCCUAGCUCGGCGUCGAGCGCGUGAGUCCGAAGAGCUGAAGGUCAAAGUGCGCGAGUUCGAACGCGAGAUUCGAACACUUUCCGGCGAGAAAGAUGAAUUGGAAGCGAGAGAGAAAGAGUGGCGUCGCCGUCGUGAGGAGCUUGAGCAAAUCGAAGAAAAAUCUACAGCUGAGGUAGAGGAUAUGCGUGCAGCGGUUACUAAUCUACGGUCUGCCUUGGAUGCAUCGGAACAGCAAGUGCGGGAGGCGGAAAAGCAGCGCGCAGAUUUGCGUAAGCUUCUAGAAGAGGCGAGAGGUCGGUACGAGAAAGCGAACAAAGAGCUCAAGACCAUUCAGGCCAGAUUCAACAUUGGUGGUACUGCGCCAAAUGUCGCAAGCAGUGGAAGGUCCAGCAUUGAUUCCACCCGGAGCGGUGUUAACAGUGCUUCUGGUAGUACUAGUUCUACCGUCCCAGAUACAAUGUAUCUCAAGACUAUUCUACUACAAUUCCUCGAGGUGAAAGACGAAAAGGUUCGAUCACAGCUGGUACCAGUGUUGGGAAAACUUUUGCGAUUUGAUCGCAAUGAUGAACAGAAGUGGAUGGCAGCAGUUCAGCACUUGUCCAGACCAGGCAGAUAG